AUGUUGAUGACCUCCCUUACGACAUUGGAUUGCUUGUUCUAUACUAUUACUCUAAGAAGGUCCGGUAUUCCUUUAUCUCCGUCCACCAUCGCCUCUGCUUUGCGCCUCCCUGAUUUUAAGUGUGAUCAAGCCAAGGUUUUAUUCGUAAGGAAAUCCCCAAGUGAAGGCAUGUCGCAGUUGGUGUCACUAAAUGAGAUAGCACCACGACGAACAAAAUCAGAAUUUUACAACUACUAUGGUCUACCAUGGUAUGUUGUGCGCACUAACAUUAUUGCAUCUUCUCCAAUACAAUCAUCACAAUCUUCGCGAGACUCUAAGCUCAUCCUCGACUUUAUAGAUCACAUAUUCCAUGAUCAGAAAUUAUUUUCAAUAGGAUCAUCAACAACUCCUGUGGACUUGUUGUGUACGUCUAGCUGA
Messenger RNA from Prunus armeniaca (apricot), 417 nucleotides. Lineage: Eukaryota; Viridiplantae; Streptophyta; Magnoliopsida; Rosales; Rosaceae. The record is from the annotation of a GenBank genome assembly.